Molecule: messenger RNA, 5508 nt
Organism: Nothobranchius furzeri (turquoise killifish)
Lineage: Eukaryota; Metazoa; Chordata; Actinopteri; Cyprinodontiformes; Nothobranchiidae
Gene: gabra1
Product: gamma-aminobutyric acid type A receptor subunit alpha1
Biological process (GO): gamma-aminobutyric acid signaling pathway; chloride transmembrane transport; synaptic transmission, GABAergic
Cellular component (GO): GABA-A receptor complex; neuron projection; postsynapse
Molecular function (GO): GABA-gated chloride ion channel activity; inhibitory extracellular ligand-gated monoatomic ion channel activity; benzodiazepine receptor activity
Source: RefSeq, a predicted model, not a curated record
AACAUCCACUGGAAGGAGAUUAGGAGGACAUCAGUGGAAGUUAAAUUGUGCUGCAUAUAAAAUGGGCGGGCUUGUCAUAAUAUUACGUUGCCACAGCCUAUUCUAAAAGAAAAUAAUCUGCGCCUUUAGACGUUUGGUUGUGUCCGUUUGCCUCGCGUUUUAAUCCGAGGUGCGAUCGAAGGUAGAUGUGUUAGUUUAGGGAACAUUUCUGUUGCUGACAGACUGAGAGUUGAACUCACUCCAUAACCACCAAUGAACAGGGAGAGAGACCUGCGCAUAUCGUCAGCAGCCGCUUCUCCAGCCUCAAGCUGAAAUUCGUCAGAUCUGAGAUCACAGAGGAUUUUUCCCCCUCAUUCAAUCCAUCCAGAAAAAAAAUCCUAAAGUUUGAGGAUAUACUCUGCGGACACCUGAUAUACUCUUGUGCUCAGUGAAAGGUCCUCAUAUUACCAACGAUGUGUGGACAGAGCAGGGCGGCCUCUCUGCGUCUGUGGGCUUGCUUGCUCGUCACCAGCGGCGUAAUGGGUGGGAAAAGCUCUGGGCAGAACGGUAUGACAGUCGAACCGACAGAUAACACAACAGUGUUCACCAAGAUCUUAGACAGCCUCCUGGAUGGCUACGACAAUCGCCUCAGGCCAGGACUAGGAGAGCGUGUAACCGAAGUCAAGACUGACAUUUUUGUGACUAGUAUUGGACCAGUUUCGGACCAUGACAUGGAGUACACUAUUGAUGUCUUCUUCAGACAGAGCUGGAUGGAUGAAAGAUUAAAGUUUAAAGGCCCAAUGUCCAUUCUGCGUCUCAACAAUCUGAUGGCCAGCAAGAUCUGGACCCCUGAUACUUUUUUCCACAAUGGCAAGAAGUCAGUGGCUCACAACAUGACCAUGCCGAACAAGCUGCUGAGGAUUACUGAAGAAGGAAAGCUGCUUUAUACCAUGAGGCUUACAGUCAGGGCUGAAUGUCCCAUGCACCUAGAAGACUUCCCUAUGGAUGCUCAUGCUUGUCCACUGAAGUUUGGCAGCUAUGCCUACACCAGAGCUGAGGUGGUGUACGUGUGGACCAGAGGGGCUGCUCAGUCAGUGGUGGUGGCAGAGGAUGGCUCCAGGUUAAACCAGUAUGAUUUGAUGGGACAGAGUGUGGAUUCUGGUGUGGUGCAGUCCAGCACUGGAGAAUAUGUUGUUAUGACAACCCACUUCCAUCUGAAGAGGAAAAUCGGUUACUUUGUGAUCCAGACGUAUCUGCCCUGCAUCAUGACCGUCAUUCUCUCCCAAGUGUCAUUCUGGCUCAACAGAGAGUCCGUCCCUGCCAGAACUGUCUUUGGAGUUACCACGGUCCUGACAAUGACUACUCUCAGCAUCAGCGCCAGGAACUCUCUUCCUAAAGUGGCCUAUGCCACAGCUAUGGACUGGUUCAUUGCUGUCUGCUACGCCUUUGUCUUCUCGGCCCUCAUUGAGUUUGCUACAGUCAACUACUUCACCAAGAGGGGUUAUGCUUGGGAUGGAAAAAGUGUGGUACCUGAGAAGCAAAAGAAGAAGAAGGAGUCUCUCCUCAAGAAGAACAACACUACAGCCUAUCCAACUGCCACUGCUACACCUUUCGCCCCUAAUCCUGCUAGGAACCCCGGAUUGGCCACAAUUGCAAAAAGUGCCCCACCACCCCCAGACGAGCCCAAGGAAGAGCCCAAACCCAAGCCUCCAGAGGCAAAGAAGACCUUUAACAGUGUGAGCAAGAUUGACAGGAUUGCCAGAAUAGCCUUCCCUCUGCUCUUUGGAACAUUUAACUUGGUCUACUGGGCAACCUACUUGAAUAAGAAGCCCAAAUUACAGGGGAUGGUUCCAACCUAAUCCAUGUUUCAUCUCUUUUCAAUUUUAUCUUGUUUCAUUUCCUUUUCUUAUUUGUUUUACAUACACAAAAAAAGGGUUUAUUUUGAGAUAAACAUUGCAUUCAUUCUGGUUUCAAAGCCCAGUUGUUACAUUGCUUCUAUGGUAACCUAAAUUUCUUAGAAUUUGGGGGGAAAAAAAAAAGAUACAAAACAGGAAAAAGAAUUUAUCACAAACUUUUGAAAGGGGUGUUGUUCAGGUCUAAGAUGAUGGUACAAAAACAAUGCUACUAUAUAUAUUUAGCCAAGAGACUAUUCUACAACUUUACAGAGCCCAAAUGUGUCAAGGGACGGUUGUUUCAGUGUUUGUUUUCUUGUUUGAGUGUCUUUUUAUUUUUCCUUUAAAAUCUCUCUAAGGCACUUGUGAAUAUGCAUGGGCAGGACAUUUUAUUAUUUAUAUUUAUUUAUUUACUCACAUUCAAGGCAGCAUUGACUGAUGGCCUAUUGGUUCGUUUGAUGUCACCAGUGCUAACGCUGAUUCUUUUCAUUUUUCUUCAAUUGUUUUUAAAAAUAUCUUCCAUUCUUUGUAGAAUGUCUAUUAGAAUAUGUCAUUCUUUAGGGGAAAUACUAUAAAUAUAUUUUAUGGUUUCUGCAAUAGCAAUAAAACAUGUCUCAAUGAACGCUGUUCAUUUAGGGAUCAAAACACAUAAAGGUCCAUCACCCCUGUGCUCUGCAUUGAGAAUAUAUUAAUUUCCAUUCACUGCUUUGUAAAUACUAUUAGGUGUUAGAGAUGUAUUUAUUUUGAAUAAGCUUUGAAAAGAAGUGUAACAAAAGAGGGUGUUAUCUGAAUCCCCGGUUGGUAAAUUCUUGAUUUUUCACAUUUCUUUUCAUUUGGUUUCUUUAUAUAAAAAAAAAGGCUUUAAACAAAUAGAAGCUAUAUAAUUCAUGCUUAACUGACUGUUUCUCACUGAGUUAACAUUCCACCAAAAACAUCUUUCACACUCCGGUUAAAUGUUAUUCAGCUGUGUGUCUGUGCACACGCAGACGGCAUCAGAAGCAGCGAAUAGGACUUCGAUACGCUGAGAUUGGCUGAGCAAGAAUGUAAAACCAUUUUCAAUCUUUGAGUGCAUUUUAGAUUUGUGAAAAUUCCGUAAUCUGUUGGUUAUUUUCUGAAUUCUUCAUUUCUUUCAGCCUUUUACCCACGUACACUGGGAUCUCCUUUACUUAGAACAGCAUUUAAGGAAAGUACAGUGGUGGGGCACGUUGAGACGGAGGAGAAGUGCCUUUUCCAUUUUCAGAAUUGAGGCUACGUUGGGUGAUUGAUGGCACGUCUGUAUUCUCCAUCCUACUGUGCCCCCACCCCGUUCAUGUUCAUCAUAGUUCAUGUAGUCACUGGGUUGAAUAUUGAGACAUAACACUCAGAAAGUACCAGCUACACUGCCUUGAGUAACUCAUGCCCGUUUGCAGUCAUUUGUUGGUGAGCAACAGAGAGAGACGGAGACUGAAGGAGACAACGUGAAAAACAAAGCUUAGCUGAAGUGGCACUGUAAUCAUAGGUUAGCCGGUGCUGUGUUACACACAGAGGACUUGUCUUGUAGUUCAAAGGUCGUGAUGAAGAUGAAUAUAUUUUUGUAGCAUGAUGUCAAUCCCUCUUCCGAUAACAGAAAACCAAGGUGAAAGAAAUGCUCUUUUUGUGGUCUUUGACGUUGCUUGCUUCUUUUUUCUUCUUUAAAACAAGAACACACACUUUAAGGGGGAACUAAAGCUUCAGUUUUUGUGAUGUGACUUUUCAAGGUUUCUAAACAGUCCACUUUAAAUUAUGUCAAUGUAGCAAUAUAAAUUAGCAAGGGCUUUUCUUGGGACCUGAACUUGACACUCAGUCUGGGGUUAUGUUCAUUGUAGCUUUACACUGACCCAUCUGUACUUAGCAGUUCUUUGUGCGUGCUGGACUUAGAAUUCGACUCGAUCCCACGGGUUAACGACGUCGGUCAUUGCGUUGUGCUUUGCAUUUUGAGUCUUCAGCUUCCGUUUGGUUUGAGAAAGUUUCCCAGAGUGACUGAUUGCUGAAUAUGUUUAAGGCGGCACUGAACAGGUCAAGACUCAUUAGAACUGUGGGGCUUCAUCUGUGCAAUGAAUCAUGCUUUGGCUGCAACAAACUAAAAAACAGAUCAAUGCUUGUGUCUUUAGAAUAAUUCUUUUCACCAUGAUGACCAAUAUCUCCCAUUGGAAGUCGUAUUAUUGAGCAUAUGCAAGCAGUCCACUGUUCACAGCCACCUCAUCCACAAGCAGAGAGAUUCAAGGAUUUGUAAAGGUCAGGGCAAAGAGUUGUAUAAAGAUGUUUGGAUUUUAAACUAUUGUAUUUACGUUUAUCAUGAAGAAAAGUAUAUAUACUUAUGUAAAAUACAUAAUGCAUACAGUUUUAAUUCUAUAAUUAAAGAUGUUAGCUAAGAUGAUGAUGAAUAUUGUUUGUAUUAUGAACCUAUUGUUAUGCAUUUUGCACAUGUAAGAGAACAAUAACAUUACAUUUAUAUAGUCAGCUUCGUGCUAUGCAAGGACAGCUUUUAACCAGAUCACCGACCUUUUCAUGACCAUUGAGCUUUAGGUUUAUAAACAUAAAAGGCAAAAGAAAGAAAUUAGCUUGACUUUUUGAAUCAGUUGUGCAUCAGUUAGCUCCCUGCCCCCUUCCACCGCCACUUUCGAACAAUGGGCAUACAGGGUGACAUCAAAGAAAACACUGGAUUAUCUUUUUUGUUUGAGCUUUGGAUUUGCCAGUGGUUGAAGGGAGAACUGCUUUCAUUGUUGAUUGCACUUUUUCUCCGGGGUCAUGCAAUAAAGUGAAUGAAUGAAAAAAAAAACAGGAGCUAAGAACAAGAUAACCUUGCUAUUGCUUUUUUCACUCCAUUCAGUCCUUAAGCUUGUUAGUCAUUACGAAAAUGGUAGAAGGUGAAAAUGUCGCUUUGCUUAAAGGAUCAUUGACUUUGUUUUGUAUUUCCCAAAGCUGAAUGAUAAUAUAAUGUGCACCAGACCAGAGAGUUUCGACAGCGUAAAUGUGAAUUUUCUACCGCAGAUUUCCAUUGGAAGUCUUAUCCUCUUUUGUCAAAAAAGAAAAAAAACAUUUCAAAAUAUUUUUCCAGCCAGAUUUGGUUUUUGCUACAUUUAAUGCUCCAGAAUGUGAAAAACGAAACACAGUGCAGUCAUGAGCUUCCUACUUUUAUCUCCACCCUCACAGGCAUUUCAAAUAUGUAAAUAUCACACAGCUACAGGCCCGUUGCAGUUCUCAUCAGCACCUGCUUUCCAACACUAAAUCUUUGAUUAUUUCUAGAUACCAACUGGAGUUAUUUUGUUUUUUUCUUGUAUUUUUAACAAGCGCAAUAUGUUCAGAUUUUCACUGAAAACAAAACAAACAAGAAAAAAAAGAUUAAAAAAAACAUUUUCUAAAGCACAAAUGUUGAUAAGGGUGAGAUAAAUUGGGACAAUACUGUGUUCGUCAAAGAACACACAAACUGCACACAAAGCUCACAUAUCCACGUACAGUACGUGAUGCUGGUAGUCUGAUGAUACAGAAAAAGGGUUGUGGUUGCUGUAGAUGAAUUGGUAAACCUGUAAAUGUUUUCUUUUGUUUAUUUUGGUUAUGAUACGGCCCUGUAAAAUCUGAUUCUCUGCAUUAGUCUUUAAAUAAAAAGAAAACAAAUGAA